UAUCUCCGAACUCCAAAAGUCCAAACCACCCCUGGAUCCGGAUAACGCUCCUCUCUCUUCUCCCUCCGCUGUCGCUCCUCUCCUGUCCACUCCACUCUCUCCAAUGGCGACCACCAUUUCGUCUCUCAUAACCCCUCCGGCCCUCCACCGCCGCUGCCGUGGCCCCGCCUCCGCCCCAGCCUCCCUCUCCUUCCGUGCCGUUGCGGCGCCGCGGGUGAGGCGCUGGCCGGUUGCGCUGCGGGUGGCCGCCUCCUCCGCGGUGCUGGAGGCGCCGGAGGAGGUGGCGGCGCGGAAGCUCUACGUGGGCAACAUCCCCAGAACCGUCACCAACGACGAGUUCCGCGACAUGUUCGCCGAGCACGGCACCGUCGAGCGUGCGGAGGUUAUGUAUGACAAGUACACCAAUCGCAGCCGGCGGUUUGGGUUUGUCACUAUGAGCACGGCGGAGGAGGCUAACGCUGCAGUUGAGAGUCUCAAUGGCACCGAGGUUGGAGGUAGAACGAUUAAAGUGAACGUGACAGAGAGCUUCUUGCCUAACAUUGAUCGAUCGGCUCCAGAACCAGAGCCUGUAUUUGUGGACAGUCAGUACAAGGUUUAUGUUGGUAAUCUUGCAAAGACUGUAACAACGGAAGUUCUUAAAAACUUCUUCUCUGAAAAGGGGCAGAUCCUCAGCGCCACAGUCUCCCGUGUUCCUGGGACUUCAAAGUCCAAGGGAUUCGGCUUUGUCACCUUUUCUUCAGAGGAAGAAGUUGAAGCUGCGGUUGCUACUUUUAAUAAUGCGGAAUUGGAAGGGCAACCCAUUCGUGUGAAUAGAGCUUAGAUUAGCAGAAAUUUGCAGGAGCGCUGAAGGCAGGGGGAAUAUCUCGGCGGAUACAUGUAGACUGAGGGAUACUUGGAGACUAGAUUUUGAUAACAAAAUGAACAAGACCUUCAAUGCAAUUUCAGUCUGUUAAACAAUUUUUGUAUGAUAACAGUGUAUGUGAAGAAUUUUGCUUGUCAUUGUUCAUAUUCUUACAUGGAGCAUUUGUUUUUUGACCGUCGUUUCUAUAUGAUUACAUAAAGGCAGCAUGGUUUCGUUUU
Molecule: messenger RNA, 1080 nt
Organism: Phragmites australis (common reed)
Lineage: Eukaryota; Viridiplantae; Streptophyta; Magnoliopsida; Poales; Poaceae
Product: small ribosomal subunit protein cS22-like
Exons: 4
Coding region: 104-820 (238 amino acids)
Cellular component (GO): cytosol
Molecular function (GO): mRNA binding
Source: RefSeq, a predicted model, not a curated record